AGAGUUCAUAAAAAUGCGUUUACUUGCUUUUAUACGGAUCGAAGAAAAGGAAACAAGAUUUUGUGGAAUUCGAAUUCCAAAUAAACCGCUGGCAAUUCUUUUAGCGUUAAUGCAAUUAUCAAUUUCAAUAGCAUCAUUUCUACAGCACGUUUAUUCAUUUUACAAACACCGGAAGAUAUUUGAAUGCCACUCAGAUAUACCGAAUAACUCUAGUCUAGAGACACAUUUUCUCGCGCACGAUAUCAUUAUUUUUGACUUUGGUUUAAUGCACAGAGUUCUUGGAACAAAUGAAUGUGUUGCGAAUUACUUGGAUGGUGGAUACAUGAGAUUUGCAUGGACAAUUGAACAGUCAAGUGCACUUUCUAUAUCACUUAUAUCAUUGAUGUGUGUCCCAAAACCGUUGUGGUUGUUAUGGCCAGGUCUUCUAAUGCAAUCCUCUUAUACUCUUGGCCUAUCUGUCCUUACAAUGGCAACUGCUCCAAAAAUUCUUGAAGCACUGGGAGGAGUAAUUGAUUUUGAGCUUGCACUAAUAUUCACAGUCUACUCUAUGGGAUUUGCAAUGAAUUGGCUGUUCACAUUUGUUCUUUGGCACUAUUAUUGGCAUCGGGAACGGAAGUUUCUUGCAGAAAGAGGAAUUUUCCCACCUCCGGAAUUUGUUUAACAUACGGCAGGCUUAGACAUAAUUGUCUUUCUUUUUUAAGUUAAUUUGACUUUUUAAAAUCCGUAUUCAAUGUUUCAUGUUUGGUUGUAGUAAUAACGGGUGAAUAAUAUAAAUUUCAUUUGGCUCAUUUUUUUUCAAUUUACAUACCAACUCAUAAUGAAACAGGUGAAAACUUGAUCAUCGAUGAAAUAUGAAAUAAAGUAUUUAAUUGAA
Molecule: messenger RNA, 874 nt
Organism: Caenorhabditis elegans
Lineage: Eukaryota; Metazoa; Nematoda; Chromadorea; Rhabditida; Rhabditidae
Gene: F49E12.7
Product: EXPERA domain-containing protein
Exons: 4
Coding region: 14-661 (215 amino acids)
Source: RefSeq, marked reviewed